CCCUCCGGUGGAGGUGGGGGAAGGGGGAGUCGUUCUGUUUAACCCUGAGUUCCCCGAACCCACUCUAAUUUGCUAAAUUGGCAGUUUGCUAAUUCCUUCUUUCACUUUCCUUCCUCUGGCUCACUUCCUUCCCUUAUACCCAAGUGUGGUUUAUAUGCAAUGCAAAUUGGAGCGAGCCCUAACCCUAACCCUAACCUCUUACUGCUCCCCACUUUUUUCAUCCUUUUACACUGCUUUCCAGUGAACUCUGCAAAUUUUGCAAUAAGGAGAGGGAUUUUUUAAAUUGCAUUUGCAAAGUUAGGUAUCUGGGCAGACGGGGGGGUAGGGAGGGAGCAGGCCCCGCCCCUACCGCCCUUUGCAAAUAAAAAUCUAGAAGGGGGGGAGGAGCAGGAAGUGGCGGUGCGAGGGCUGCUGCACAGCUAGCAGAGCCGCGGUCCGGACGGCAGCGCGUGCCCCGAGCUCUCCGCCUCCCCCCGCCCGCCAGCCAGAGGCAGCCCGAGCCCAGCCCGCGGCCCCAGCAGCAGCGCCGAGAGCAGCCCCAGUAGCAGCGCCAUGGCCGGGUGGAACGCCUACAUCGACAACCUCAUGGCGGACGGGACCUGUCAGGACGCGGCCAUCGUGGGGUAUAAGGACUCGCCCACCGUCUGGGCCGCCGUCCCCGGGAAAACCUUCGUCAACAUCACGCCAGCUGAGGUUGGUGUCCUGGUUGGCAAAGACCGGUCAAGUAUUUUAGUGAAUGGGCUGACACUUGGGGGCCAGAAAUGUUCUGUGAUCCGGGACUCACUGCUGCAGGAUGGGGAAUUUACCAUGGAUCUUCGUACCAAGAGCACCGGGGGAGCCCCUACCUUCAACGUCACUAUCACCAUGACUGCCAAGACGCUAGUCCUGCUGAUGGGCAAAGAAGGUGUCCACGGUGGUAUGAUCAACAAGAAAUGUUAUGAAAUGGCCUCCCACCUGCGGCGUGCCCAGUACUGACCUCGUCUUUCCCAUCCCCCCACCACUCCCCACUGCUUUUGCACCCCUCUCCUUCCCACACACACACAUACCAUUUUUAUUUUUUUGGGCCAUUACCCGACACCCCUUAUUGCUGCCAAAACCACAUGGGCUAGGGGCAGGGCUGGAUGGACAGGCACCUUCCCCUACCCAUACCCCUCCUGUGUGUGGUUGGAAAAAAAAAUAUUUUUUUUGUUUUGUUUUUUCUGAAUAAAAAAGAUUCUACUAACAA
Miniopterus natalensis is the source of this 1225-nucleotide messenger RNA. RefSeq names its product profilin 1 (gene PFN1). NCBI's taxonomy places the organism in Eukaryota, Metazoa, Chordata, Mammalia, Chiroptera, Miniopteridae. Gene Ontology annotation, molecular function: actin binding. Gene Ontology annotation, biological process: positive regulation of actin filament bundle assembly; actin cytoskeleton organization; regulation of actin filament polymerization. The record is from RefSeq and is a predicted model, not a curated record. Gene Ontology annotation, cellular component: cytoplasm.